This is a messenger RNA of Gossypium raimondii (Peruvian cotton), 585 nucleotides long. RefSeq lists its product as uncharacterized. The transcript has a single exon. The coding region runs from base 1 to 585 and encodes 194 amino acids. Gene Ontology annotation, molecular function: zinc ion binding. Lineage: Eukaryota; Viridiplantae; Streptophyta; Magnoliopsida; Malvales; Malvaceae. The record is from RefSeq and is a predicted model, not a curated record.
AUGAGUCAGCAACAAGUCGACCAGAUGGAGGCGGGACACGUGUUUGUUGAACAUGUCAGGGAUGCAAUGGUUGCAAACCAUCGGAUGGCGAGGUCAAUGAAUGUAGAAAUAUAUUCACGGCGACUGGAAACGUUUCGAGUUACAGAAACCAUCAGUCGCCGACCUUGCAUACCAACUAGGUCUUAUGGAGUUGACCUCCAGAACAGACGGUGCGAGUGCAGGAGGUUCGACACACUUCAUUAUCCAUGUGCGCAUGUCAUGGCAGCGUGUGCUAAAGUCAACCUUAAUGUUGAAGAAUAUGUCGAUGAUGUGUACACGCUCGAGUGCACAUUGCGUGUCUGGGAAAAUGAGUUCCUCGUCCUGCCUGACCUAUCUACGUGGGAGGUGGCUCCGAUGACUUUCGAGCUUAUCCUAGACAGAGGGCUACGGAGGAAUCCAAGUUGUCGUCUGCAAUCAAGCAGAAUCCGUAAUGAAAUGGACAUUAGGAAGAAAUCCGACGGUAAGCGUUGUGGAUUAUGUAGGUUAAGUGGUCAUAGUCGGAAUAAAUGCCCUCAUCGGAACUUUCAUGUUGGACAGUCGUCCUGA